Molecule: messenger RNA, 498 nt
Organism: Trichosporon asahii var. asahii CBS 2479
Lineage: Eukaryota; Fungi; Basidiomycota; Tremellomycetes; Trichosporonales; Trichosporonaceae
Exons: 3
Coding region: 1-498 (165 amino acids)
Molecular function (GO): phosphatase activity
Source: RefSeq, a predicted model, not a curated record
AUGCUGCAGGGACAGGCUCAUGGGAAAGGGUUUGUGGACGGCGAGAAAGGCGCUGACUGGCAAGUGCAGCGAGCAGCGGCUGAAUACCUGUACUCUCACUUUCCUGGCCUUGAAGACAAGCUUAGCAUUGACGACUAUCUCGAGGAGCGCGCACGCGAGCAGGACCGCAUGUUCAAGGAGGUUCCGCCGAUGCGUGGCGCUGUCGAGCUGGUGCAGGGUCUCGGUCACCUGCCAGAGCUCUUCUCCCACUUCCACCCUACCUGCAUCCUCACGGCCGACUCGCCAGAGGUUGCCCCUGGAAGGGGAAAGCCCAAACCGGACAUUUUCCUCGCCGCUGCCAACAAGCUGGGUCGGGACGUUGGUACUGCGGAUUCGUGCUCGCCUGAACAGGCUGCUGAGCGAGGCAGGGGGCUAGUGUUUGAGGACGCCCGACUGGGUGUCGAGGCGGGCGUUGCUGCGGGCAUGAACGGUGUGUGGACUGGUCGCUUCGUGCACUGA